AUGGUCUGCACCAAGAAGUCGAGUGCCGUCGCAGCCGUGGCCACCGCCGCGAGCUCUUUCUACGGCGGCUACAACGCCACAGCCCCGACUGGCGUGCCAUCCCCGACCGGCUCCUUUGCCCAACCACAAGUGGCUGCCGUUGCCGCCCCGGACAGCGGCUCGUCUUCUGCCGCCGCCGGCGCCGCCAACUCGGGCAUCAAAGGCUUCAACUACGGCGCCUUCUUCCUCGACCAGCAGGCCAAGGUCCAGAACGACUUCGAGUACGAGUUCACAAAGGCCCAGAACCUGGCCAACACGACCGGAUGGAACAGCGCUCGUCUGUACACAACGGUCCAACACGGAACCGCCAGUGACCCCAUCCAGGCCAUUCCUGCCGCCAUCUCAACCAAGACCACCCUUCUGCUCGGCAUGUGGGUGUCUGGCAGCGAGACGGCCAUCGACAACGAGCUCACCGCCCUGAAGUCAGCCAUCUCCACCUACGGCUCCGCCUUCACGGACCUGGUCGUCGGCAUCUCGGUCGGCUCCGAGGACCUGUACCGCGCGGCCCAGGGCGACUCCUCCAGCCCUGGCGUCGACGCCGACGCGCUCAUCAGCUACAUCCAGAAGGUGCGCGACGCCAUCGCGGGCACCGAGCUGGCGAGCGUCCCCGUCGGCCACGUCGACACGUACGACAGCUUCGAGAACGGCACCAACACCGCCGUCGUCGACGCCAUCGACUGGAUCGGCUUCGACGGCUACCCCUACUGGGAGAAGGCCAACGGCAACUCGAUCGAGGCCGCCCACGACCUCUUCUACACGGGGCUCAACAAGACCAAGGCCAUCUCCAAGGGCAAGCCGGUGUACGUCACCGAGACCGGCUGGCCCAUCAAGGGCGACGACUUCGGCUCCGCCGUCGCCGGCCCCGCCAACGCCCGCACCUACUGGAAGGACAUCGCCUGCACCCUGGUCGAGAGCAACGUCAACCUCUGGUGGUACAACCUGCAGGAGUCCCAGAACGGCCAGGCCAAGCCCGACUUUGGCAUCUUCGGCGCCGGUGACCUCAACCAGGUCGCCCAGAGCUACGACCUCUCUUGCCCAUAA
Messenger RNA from Diaporthe citri, 1080 nucleotides. RefSeq lists its product as uncharacterized. The record is from RefSeq and is a predicted model, not a curated record. The transcript is spliced from 2 exons. NCBI's taxonomy places the organism in Eukaryota, Fungi, Ascomycota, Sordariomycetes, Diaporthales, Diaporthaceae. Gene Ontology annotation, cellular component: extracellular region; fungal-type cell wall; cell surface. The coding region runs from base 1 to 1080 and encodes 359 amino acids. Gene Ontology annotation, molecular function: 1,3-beta-glucanosyltransferase activity; glucan endo-1,3-beta-D-glucosidase activity. Gene Ontology annotation, biological process: cell wall organization.